CCAGAAAUGCGCUCUAUCUUGUCUCCUACUUCGCGAGAUCUGAUCUUAAGUUCAUUAUAAAACAGUUACAUUCAUUUGUUUUGUGUUUUUCGUUACUUCAGUUAUUAUCUAACUUGAUUUAAUUAGAUUUAUUGCGAAAAAACUACUUUUUUUCUGAAAAUGUUGCGGUCUUCUCAAAAAGCCGCGUUUUGCCGGUGUGAAGUCCAUGGAGAAUCCCGCUAAAAUGUUAUAAGAGGCACAGGAGAUUUGUAAUGUCGUCUCUGUAUUGUCCAAGAGAAAAGGGACGGAAAGGAUAACAGAAGAAAACAGGAGAGUGACCGGAGGUGUGUGGCCGGACUCUAUCGCCUGCUGCCUUUAUCAUGAGUUGGAGCUUCCUGACACGUUUAUUGGAGGAGAUCCACAAUCACUCCACAUUUGUGGGAAAGAUCUGGCUCACAGUGCUCAUAGUGUUUCGAAUAGUGCUGACAGCCGUCGGAGGGGAGUCCAUCUACUAUGAUGAACAAAGCAAGUUUGUCUGUAACUCAGCCCAGCCCGGCUGUGAGAAUGUGUGCUAUGAUGCCUUUGCACCUCUGUCUCAUGUCCGAUUCUGGGUUUUUCAAAUCAUUCUGGUGGCCACACCAUCCCUCAUGUACCUUGGCUAUGCAGUUAACAAAAUUGCCCGCUCUGAAGAGAAGGCAGGCAGUUCUCCUCGGAGAAAACUCAAGAAGCCCUAUCUAUCAGGCAGGCAGCAGCACCGAGCUCUGGAGGAGGCUGAGGGCGACCAGGAGGAGGACCCCAUGAUCUAUGAAAUGGCUGAAGUCGAUCAGAACCCUGCACCUAAAGGCAGUCCUGAUGGUCAGGAAAAAUCCAAGGUCCGCCAUGAUGGGCGCCAACGCAUCAAACGGGACGGCCUCAUGCGCAUAUACGUGCUGCAGCUCCUGGCCCGCUCCGUGCUGGAGGUGGCCUUCCUCUGCGGACAGUAUGCACUCUACGGGUUUGCGGUCCCUCCCACCUACGAGUGCACUGACUUCCCUUGUCCUCACCGCGUGGACUGCUUUGUGUCCCGCCCCACGGAGAAGACCAUCUUCCUCCUGAUCAUGUACGCCGUCUCUCUGCUUUGUUUGAGCCUAAACAUUUGGGAGCUGCUGCACCUGGGUGUUGGGACAGUGUGUGAAAUAGUGCGCUCGCGGCAAAUGCAGUUAGACGAAGAGGAACUGUGCCGCCUGACCAAGGGACUGGGGGCCUUUAAUGAAACUGACCUGAACAGAGAGGAAUACAACUCAUACCCCUACUCAUGGAAUGCCCCCUCUGCUCCUCCAGGCUACAACAUCGCUAUCAAGCCUCUGCUGGUGUCCACGGGCCCUCGCGACCAGCUGCUGCCCAUCACCGACCUCAACAACUCCAAGAUGGCGUGUCGUCAGAACCACGUCAACAUCGCACAGGAGGAACGCCAACACUGCUGCAACAAUAAUGAAAAUCUGUGCCGUGCAGGACUGGGAGACAGCGCCAAGGGACUGCACAAGGAACUGGGCGAGCAAAAGAACAAGCUAGAGGCAGAGAAACAGGUCUACAACAAACAACAAAGCCACAAUAACAACCAGAGCAAACAGCAGAGAGAGAGGAGGCACAGGCAGCCAUCCAAGCACGUAAGCAAAGAGGACACUGACAGGGGCAGCAGUAGCACCAGCAGCAGCAAAUAUGGAGAAAUUAAGGGCUCUGAAUGGAUCUAGAACCAAUUUAAUUCUCAUCUUGCAGUAAUAGGCAGUAUUCACAAGUGCAGUGGCUUCCACGUGUUUCAGAACAAGUAGAAUAUAUCUAGAAAGAUUUAGGGAUCUUUAUAUAUACCCUCUAUAAUGGAAUAAAUGAGUCUUGACUUGUUUAAACCAAAAGGUUAACUGAGUAAUUCAAUAUACAAGCCAGCAAGGGACAAUAUAGGGCUAAAACCAGAAUAAGUUAAAUUCCAUGGUAAGUUCUUGUAUUGCAGGUUGAGAACCACUGAAGAAGUGUCUUCUUGAUUGUUUGAUUGUUUACCUGCUAUUGUUUGCCUAAAACAAAACAAAAAUCCUAAAAUAAACUACCUAUUAUCUAUUUAAGCCUGUGUGGCAAAGAAAACAAUAUACAGUUUAAACAUUUAAAUAGUGAACCAGAAAAUGUGUUAAAUGAGGCUGUUUAUUUACUGAAAACCGUUGAUCUCAGAUUUAUUUGUCAUUUCAGAGCCUUUUGUUGUGAGUGUCUUACUUAAGAGCCAAAGAACAUGUAUUGCUGUGGUUUGUACUUUUUAUUUCAUAAUGUCCUUAUGCAAACUAACCCCUCGGGGCUAUUCAGGGUCCAGUUCCAAGCAGUAUCUUAAUUUUGUCCAUGUGGUGAUAUUUGGAUAAAAUUUUGUGAACAAAUGUUGUGUGCUAUGUAGUUAUAUUGUGAAAGGAUUUGCAGUUAAUGUUUGGUUUGUUAAAGCAAGUUUAUUUUUAAAGGUACUACAGUUUUUCUGACCUGGGAGAUUGCAUAUCCUAACUAUUUUUUUUACCAUGUUUGUCUUUCAAAUGUGGUCACUUUGUUUUUGGAAAAAGCCUUUUGUGUUAAAGAAUGUGUUUGUUUUUUUGUUUUUUUUUUACUUUUUGUAACUUACAAAUAAA
This is a messenger RNA of Boleophthalmus pectinirostris (great blue-spotted mudskipper), 2612 nucleotides long. Its product is annotated as gap junction gamma-1 protein-like. Bases 360 to 1709 code for a protein of 449 amino acids. Gene Ontology annotation, biological process: cell communication. The record is from RefSeq and is a predicted model, not a curated record. Lineage: Eukaryota; Metazoa; Chordata; Actinopteri; Gobiiformes; Gobiidae. The transcript has 3 exons. Gene Ontology annotation, cellular component: connexin complex.